AUGGAUGGUAUAUUCCACCCGUGGAACUUUUCUGGAACAAUAUUGAACGGCUUAGAGUCUGUCAAGUUACUUGCCGCGACCUGUUCAUUUUUUGUUGUUGGGAUCAUUUUGGUCAUUCAACAACCCCCAAGUCCCAAUCGGGUACGGUGCAAGAUGGUACCACGCAAGGUGCACAAUAUGUGUCAAGGGCAGACAGUAACCUCAGAGUUAGCUCUUGAUCCAUCGCAGUGUCCGCAGAAAGUCUUCCAUAAACUGUUUGAGAGUCACCAUGCGUCGCGUACAUACGAUGGCGCGGCAGAAUCGGAUGUUGACAAAGCCGAAUGGGAAUCAUUAAAUGAGCUGCAGAAGGCUCGCGCUUGCGGGAACUUUGAGUCUGUGGAAACGAGUGAUCUAUUUCUAAAGGUUUAUCAUGAUGCGUUAUGUUGUCUAGAAAAGAACCCAAUGUCAGGGGUUGUAUCCCCCCAGCUGCUGGGGAGCACGGGAGUUUUGCCGUUGACAAUUGUCGCCCCGUUACCUGACCUCUGUCGCCAUUUGGCGAAUUGCAUUGUGCGCGCCGAACAUGAAGUCUUUUUGGGUACCAAUUUCUGGAUCCAUUCGGACGCAUCGACAUUAGUGACGAAUGCUAUCCGGGAGCUUUCCAAACGAGCAGGAGAAAGGGGACAGAAGAUAGUUAUGAAGAUGAUUUAUGAUCGAGGAGAUCCUCGCCAGGCAUGGGAGAAUCGAUUGAGUGUCCCCGAGGACCAAUAUGUCGGCGGGAAAGUGAAGCUCCCUGCUGCAAGCGAGAUCCCCAAUGUUGAUCUCCGAGUCAUCAACUUCCACCGGCCUGUCUUUGGAACGUUCCAUGCAAAAUUCACCGUUAUUGACCGGCGCAUGGCUCUCAUACAGAGCAGUAAUAUCCAAGACAACGACAAUCUUGAGAUGCUAGCUCAUAUCGAGGGCCCAAUUGUUGAUACUUUCUAUGAUUCUGCUUUGCUUUCGGAUGCUCCGAUACCAUGCCACGAAGAAAAGAAUGAUGGUAUUCCUAUAGCGAAUGGAGAUACAGCUCUUCCUGAGCAUACAAUAAACUCUGCCCAUUAUGAUAUGGACUUUGAACAUGAGGCCCGGAGAGUCAACGACUGUGUUCACCCACGAGGUGACGAAACGCGCACACAGGCUGUCAGCCGUCACCUCAAUACAACUAUCCAGCCUAAAACAACAGGCGAUGCACCAGACAGCGACCAGGAUAAUAUGUUCAAUCCUUAUAUGAUCCUACCUCGACACGAGCCCUUCGCAAUGGCAUUGGUAAACAGGGAACCAUUUGGAUCUCCAAACCACAGCAGCAUUCAUACCCCACAAAAUGCGGCGUGGCUAUCCGCAAUCAAUCACGCCCAGCAUUCAAUCUUCAUUCAGACACCAAACAUGAACGCCGAGCCUCUAAUGGAACCCCUCCUUAGUUCCGUUCGCCGCGGCGUGGUGGUAUCCUGCUAUCUCUGCCUUGGCUACAACGACGCAGGCGAGCUUCUCCCGUUUCAAAAUGGGACCAAUGAAAUGAUUGCGAAUAGGCUAUACAACUCGCUCAAAACCGACGACGAGAAAUCCCGUCUACGGGUAUAUUAUUAUGUUGGCAAGGACCAGACUCGUCCGAUCCAUAAUAGCUUUAAGAAGCGGAGCUGUCAUAUUAAGUUGAUGAUUGUUGAUGAGCAGAUUGCGAUUCAGGGCAAUGGAAACCUCGACACCCAGUCAUUCUUCCACAGCCAGGAAGUCAAUGUUCUUAUUGAUUCCAGGCCCGUUUGUCGUGCUUGGACUGAGUUAAUCAACCGCAACCAAAAUACUGCUAAAUAUGGUGCUGCAAGUACAAAGGAUGGCUGCUGGCAUGAUCCCGAAACUGACAAGACCCCCGUGGGCUCAAUGGGGCCUACACGGGGUCGAUUCAGUUGGGCUAAGGGAGUCAUUGGCGCUGUACAGCGAGUGAGAGGUGUUGGCGGAUUCUAG
This is a messenger RNA of Penicillium mononematosum, 1971 nucleotides long. Its product is annotated as IQ calmodulin-binding motif protein. NCBI's taxonomy places the organism in Eukaryota, Fungi, Ascomycota, Eurotiomycetes, Eurotiales, Aspergillaceae. The record is from RefSeq and is a predicted model, not a curated record. Gene Ontology annotation, molecular function: catalytic activity. The transcript is spliced from 7 exons. The coding region runs from base 1 to 1971 and encodes 656 amino acids.